AUGAAAAGAAGAGUUAUUGAUAAGUUGGUGAUACGUGAGUGCCUUUCUAACGAUUACAAAUUCGUUGUCAAGGUGAAAUGCGAUGAAGAAGAAGUAGAUAUUGAUGACUUGGUGAAAGAUCGAGGACGAUUCAAGAGGCUUCCUAGGAGACCAGCCGUCAAGCCACAUCAUCCUGAACAUCGUAUUGAUUCAACUUUUUCGCUGAUUUCGAGAUGCCUCAGCAAGUUGCUCAAGGACGCUGUUGUUAAAUACCUGUGGAUCACAGUGGGGCGUCUCACAGACCAUUUUCUGUCGUUAUUGGCGUCAUGUUUAUUGGAUGCAAACUGCCGUGUGCAGAAACUGGAAAUGGAAGUCGACUCUCUAGAUACCGUUAAGUCUGCUGUACUUCUGCGAUUCAUUCGCGCCGCUGAGCCUACAGGAAUCUAUAUAGGCUUAUAUGACUACCUCUCUCGGCAUUCAUUGAGUCCAGAAGUUCUUCAAUUUAUUGUAACGAGACAGCGCUUCUAUUUAAUCUCUGAAAUAAUUUAUGGUCUUCCUGUUCCAAUAGACGACAGUAUUCUCGCACAGAUCACUGCUACUGACUUCGUAAUCCGCAUCUCGAACAUGGUGACCAUCGACGGCUUGAAAUCGUUUCUCGAGGUCAGUUUGACACGUUUCUCGGAGCUGUUCGCCUUGUCGAGGGGAGGGGGGGGGAGCAUUUAG
Molecule: messenger RNA, 702 nt
Organism: Cooperia oncophora
Lineage: Eukaryota; Metazoa; Nematoda; Chromadorea; Rhabditida; Trichostrongylidae
Source: the annotation of a GenBank genome assembly